AUGAGCUACGCAACAAAUCUUCUAACGGCUUAUCCUCCUUCAUAUGACCGAUCUACAUUAGUAAGUGAUGAUCUUGUUCAAAAUUCAUCAUUCCGAACUUUCUAUGAACCAUCUAUACCUUAUAUAAAUGGUAGUCGGUUACAUAGUGAUGAUUUAACAUUUAAUCAAUUAGAUCUUGGUCCAACAAGUUAUCGUUCAUCAAUAUAUUCACAUUUUCCAGCAACAAGUUAUCGAACAUCAUCAAUAACAGAUUGGCGUCGAGAUGUUCAACCACAAAAUACAUAUAAUUCAUUGAAUAAUAUAAGAGAAUAUUCUGAAAGUCUUGGCACAGCAUCAAAUACAACUACAGCAUCAAGUGUAGCACAUUCAAUUAAUGAUAAUAAUCUAAAUGGAUCAAUGAAUAUAUAUCCUAAUUAUCAACAAAAUUAUAAUCGAUUAUAUAAUGAUGUUGAUAGAAAUCCACAUGUGACUACAAUGUGGAAUCCAGUACAACCAAAAAUUCAAACAAAUGAUGAAAAACCAACAUCUACUUAUCGUUCACUUCCUAAUUUGUCAGCAACUAUUCUACAAAAAACAUCACUUACGGAAAUAUCAACUAAAGAUAAAACACCAAUUCCAUCACCACUAUCAACAUUAACAAAACAAGAAAAUAAUAUUCAAACAAAUUCAACAUCAAUUGAAAAUGAAAAACAACAAUCAUCUAUUGAUACUCAAAUAUCAUCAAAUGAAAAAAAAGAUGAAACAUCAAUGGAUGAAAAACUUGGUCAACAAGACUGGACAAUUAAAAUAGAUAAAUUACAUACAAUGAAAGCACAACGUGAAAAAGAAAAAGCUAAAUCAUCGCGUGCAUUACCAAGUAUAUCAAAAAAAAUUGAUAAUCAACCAAUAAUAAAUAAAUCAACAACAGCUAAUGAUAAUAAAGCUCGUGAAGUAUCAUUUCAAAUGAGAAGUGGUUCAUAUUUUGAUUCACUUUUUGAUGGAAAUUUUUUUCGAAAAUCUUCAACACAUCAACAAAAUCUAAAUUCAUCUUAUCAACAAACAUUAUCAAUACGAAAUAAACCAAAUUCAAAUUCAUUUCGCAAGUUUUCUAAAGAAAUAAAUUAUUAUAUUUAA
This is a messenger RNA of Rotaria sp. Silwood2, 1113 nucleotides long. The record is from the annotation of a GenBank genome assembly. Lineage: Eukaryota; Metazoa; Rotifera; Eurotatoria; Philodinida; Philodinidae.